Messenger RNA from Podarcis muralis (Common wall lizard), 2365 nucleotides. NCBI's taxonomy places the organism in Eukaryota, Metazoa, Chordata, Lepidosauria, Squamata, Lacertidae. The record is from RefSeq and is a predicted model, not a curated record.
AAUACGAGAGACAUUACACAUACUUCUGUAAAACAAGAAAAUCUUUAAUAAUAAUAAUAAUAAAAAGAAGUAGUCAAACGACACCUGCAGAGCACCACUAUCCGCUCUGGAAUACCACAAAUGUAUCUUUUAUAUCCCCACGGCAGGAAAUUAUUUCAAAGCAAAAAAUUUGCAACAAAAAAACAACGGCUGCGGAUCUGAUUUAUAUCUGAAGUGUGCAUUCGAAUAAAUUGUCUCCCCCUCGUUCACGGAAUCCAAAAGUCGCGCAGGCAUAUAUAUGUAUGUCCUCGCGCUGAAAUGAAAAAUGCAGUUCGUUUGCAGCAUUCUGUUACUAGAUUCCCUUUUCCCUUGCUCGAGUGUCGUUUUAAGUGGAAACACAGCAAGUUGCAGCCCCCCUCGACCCGCCCCCCGAGCCUUCCCACCUUCCCCCCCCCACCCGGGCAAGCGAAGUCAGUCGCCUUCUUCGCCCCCAGCGAGGCGCCACAUCUAACAGUUUGGCACAGUAUUUUUGUAAGUCUCAGCAGGAAACUCGGAGCGCUGAAAGGUGACAUCAAAGUGGGGGGGGGGCAACGAAGCCUGUAGUAAUUUGCCACCAAGAGCACCGGGAGAGGAGGCGUUUCCCCCGGCCCGACACGCCCCCGGCCCCACCAGCCAGCCAACGAGCCAACCAAUGGGGAAAGGGCGCUAGGACCGGGGGGGGGAAGACCCCCUUGCAAGCUGCAAGCGGCUCUGCUGCAUUAUAAAUACUUCUCCAAAAUGCGGCGGAGCUCCUUUCUCCCUUCGCCACCGCCGCCUCCGCACCAUUAAAAAAAGCUGCGAUCGUAGAGCAGCCUCUUGGCAGGCAAGCUUCUCCCCCCUUUUUUUUCUCCCCCCUUUUCCUUUUCUCCCCCCCACCCCACCCGACAUUUCCUAAGCCCCCCUUUCCCCCCCUCCUCGGCCGGUUUGCAUGCAUUGUCUGUCUCCCAAAAUGGUUUGUGAGACUAAGAUAGUGGCGGAAGAUCAUGACUCGAUUUCAGGAGCCAAAAAGGAGAGCUUGCUCGUCUCCUCGUCCGCUCAGAUGUGGCCUUCCUCUCGGGCCGGAUCCGGAUCGCCCGCCGCGGGGCCGCAGCUGCAGCCGCAGCCUCCUCCGCCGAGCCCCGCGCCCGACGGCGAGGACCAGAAAAAGGGCGUCUGCAUCAGGGAGUUUCACCCUUCCGAGCAGGAAGCGGUGCGCCGCAUCUUCUACGAGGGCAUCAUGGAAAGGAUCCCCAACACCGCCUUCCGAGGGCUCAAGGACCAGCCCUGGACGCAGAUGGUCUACGGGACAAUGGCCGGUAUCGUUUAUUUCUCUUCCUUAUCUCCAUAGUAAUGUGCUUUGUUGUGACCAAGUCCUUGCUGCUGACCUGCUGUUUGCCCUUCUUUCUAAUGGGUAUGAGGUACUACUUCAGUAGAAAAGUUAUCCUCAGCUAUCUGGAGUGCGCACUGAAUACGGACAUGUCUGAUAUUGAGCAAUAUUACAUGAAAUCGCCAGGUGAGUAAUAUGUCCAUGGAAGGAUCAGUAACUGAACAUCUUUCAUUGUGUCGUCAUGACGGAGGGUUCUUUUAAUUGCUAAGAACACAGCAAUUUCUUCUAAAGAAGAAAAGUGUUUAUAUUUAAACAGGAUUCCAAAAAUCGGUGGAAACGUCUCAUCUGUUUUUUAUUUGUACUUGGGUUCAAAUGGAAGUUUAAAACCUCCUUGGUUUGUAUUGUUGGAAAAUAUACAUAGUUCUGUUUUAUGGAACUUCAAUUUCUCUCUCCUUUCAAGUGACUUGUAUGUCUUUUAUAACAGUAGCGCACAAAAUCUUAAAGAAACUCUCGGGACACAGAUCUAUGGAAGAGCCACUCUGCGUUAGGCCUGGAAAUUCCAGUAGUUAGUUCUUUUGUACAUUAUCUGUGUUCAGGUCAGCUCCCGCACAUCUAAAAGGCAUGUGAGCCAGACACAGGGAAUAUUUAUCCAUCUAUGGCGCUAUUCUUUGGAAAUUCCUCAACUGUAAUUGGGACAGAUUUGUGCAACGAGUGUUCAGCUCUCAUUCAUUGUGGGGAUAAAGGACUCCUUUGAGAAACUUGCUAGAGUAAGAACAGCUGAGUGCUUGGUUUUAAAAGCAUUGCUUCUCUUUUGAGAGUGCCGAAUUAUUUUAAAAACUCUUUCUGCUAUCUAUUCAUACAUCUACCGAUAUAUACCCACUUGUAUUCAGUAAGCAUACUGAGCCUCUCAGGUAAUUCUUGGAACACAUUUGUGUGCAGAGCUAUACAUUGGAACGGUGUUGCUAUCAGCUCAAAGUCUAGUAAUUUUGCUCAACCGUGUUAUGGAUCAGGAAUAAAAAAACCCUAACACUUGAUUCUGUU